Pararge aegeria (speckled wood butterfly) is the source of this 5172-nucleotide messenger RNA. RefSeq names its product peptidyl-prolyl cis-trans isomerase sig-7. The record is from RefSeq and is a predicted model, not a curated record. Lineage: Eukaryota; Metazoa; Arthropoda; Insecta; Lepidoptera; Nymphalidae. Gene Ontology annotation, molecular function: peptidyl-prolyl cis-trans isomerase activity; RNA binding. Gene Ontology annotation, cellular component: nucleus. Bases 117 to 2537 code for a protein of 806 amino acids. Gene Ontology annotation, biological process: protein peptidyl-prolyl isomerization. The transcript has a single exon.
AUGUGUCAACGUAACUUGUAGAAAUCAAGAUUGAAUAGAAGUAGGAGUUUAAACCAUAUAUUUACCAUAUAUUUUUGUUUUUUUAGUAAUGUGGUGAUUGUUCAAUACAAGACAUAAUGGCAGUUGUGAUUGAAACAACACUCGGAGAUAUAACAGUAGACCUGUACUUAGACCAGCGUCCCGUAACAUGUUUGAACUUUUUAAAACUUUGCAAGAUGAAAUAUUACAAUUUCAACUUGUUUCACACGAUUCGUAGUGGAUUCAUCGCUCAAACUGGUGACCCCAGUGGAGAAGGAUCAGGUGGACAGUCCGUAUGGGGCAUUUUAGAAGGGCCUGAAAAGCGGUUUUUCUCUGGAGAGAAAAGGCCAAAAAUUCGCCAUUCCGGUGCUGGUUUACUAUCUAUGGUUUGUACUGAUGAUAUGAUGGUGGGCUCCCAGUUCUUCCUGACUUUGGCGCCGGAUUUAGACUCAUUAGAUGGUACACAUUGUGUAAUUGGUGAAGUCACUGAAGGCCAUGAAGUGUUAACCAAAUUGAAUGAAGUGAUAUGUGACGAAUCUCACCGUCCUUAUCGAGAUGUAAGAAUAACCCACACUGUUGUUCUUGAGGAUCCUUUUAAUGAUCCACCUGGUUUGAGAGCUCCAUCAAGGUCACCUUCACCUAACCCAGAACGCCUUAAAGGUGGCAGGAUUGCCCCUGAUGAAGAUAUUGAUGAAACUCAAGGAAAAAGCGCAGCGGAAAUACAGGAAAUGAUAGAAGAGAAAGAAGCUAAAGCUAGGGCCACAAUAUUAGAAAUAGUUGGUGACUUACCUGAUGCUGAUAUUGCUCCACCAGAAAAUGUCUUAUUUGUCUGUAAACUUAACCCUGUCACAACUGAUGAAGACCUAGAAAUUAUAUUUAGUCGUUUUGGUAAGAUAGUUAGUUGUGAAGUGAUAAGAGACAAAAAGUCUGGCAACUCUCUUCAAUAUGCGUUUAUUGAAUUUGAAAACAAGAAAUCAUGUGAAGAUGCUUAUUUUAAAAUGGAUAAUGUGUUGAUUGAUGAUAGACGUAUACAUGUGGACUUUUCACAAUCUGUAUCUAAAAUGAGGUGGCUUGGAAAAGGGAGAGGAGUGCAAUAUUUUGAUGAUGACUCAAAAAAUAAUUCAAGAGUCGAAGACCAGUUUAGAGGAAGACAUAGAGAGGAUAAAGAUGAGGGAGACAGUCAAAGCAAUGGUAGAAGAUACCAUAGUAGUAGAGACAAAGAAUAUGUAAGUGAAAGUCGCAGAGAUAAACAACAGGAUGAUAAAAGAGAAAAGGACAGGAAACAUAGAGAUGAAAGAGAAAAGGAUAGGCAAUAUAGAAAUGGCAGAGAAAUGGACAGGCAAGAUAGAGAGUUGGAUAAGCAAUAUAAAGAUGAUAGAGAAAGGUCUACCUUAAACAGAGAUGAGAAAGAUAAAGGCAAGCAAUAUAGUAAUGACACAGAUAAGAACAGAAAAACUAGAAAUGAAAGAGAAACAGAUAGGCAACACAGAGAUGAGAGGGAAAAGAAGCAUAGCAGAGAUGAUGGAGAAAGAGACAGGAAACAUAAAGAAACUGAUAGACAAAUCAGCAAUAAUAAGGAAUUAGAGAAACAAGAAAGAUAUGAUCUAGAUAAAGAUAACAUGGGAAGGGAUCGGCACAAUAAAGUAGACAGAGAUAGACAGUAUAAAGGUGACAAUGACAAGGAAAGACAACAAGAUAAAGCAAGAGACAGGCAACAAAGAGAUGAUAGAUAUGUGGAUAAGCAUCAUAAAGAUGAAAGAGAGAAAACAAUUAAAAACGACAAUAGAGAACGAAGUAGAAGCAGAUCUAAAGCAAACUCUAAUUUCAUAGCUAGUAAAAAUGAUAGAGGAAAUCACAGUAAGGAUAUAGAACGUAAUAUAAAUAGAUCGCAUAGACAUAGAAAUGAUAACAUUGAAAAUGAAACUACAGAUGAUCAUACAUCAAAGUCACCUACUAGAAGAGAUAAAAACAAAUCAGAUUAUAAAGACAGUAGAGAUGAAAGAAAAAAAGAACAAACUUCUAACAGUCAAACACAUAGAGAUAGAAGGCAGAAUGAUGAAAGCAGAUAUAAAGACAGAAGCAGGGAAAGUAAGAUGGAUAAAUAUAGGCAAGAUUUAGAGCCAAAGACACCCUCCCCUAUUAUUGUAGAUAAGAAUGAUAAGAAAUCAAAACAAAACAAUGAUAAAGUGAUUUCAAAUAAAAUAUCAAAUAAAAAAGGCACUAAAACUACUAAGAAGAAAAGAAAACCAUCAACAUCCUCUGAUGAUUCUUCUGACUCAAGUUCAUCAAGUAGUGAGUCUAGCUCUUCAAGUGAAAGUGACAAUAGAAAAAAGAAAUUAAAAAAAAAGCGUAAACAUUCUACGUCAAGUAGCAGCAGUACAAGCAGUUCUAGCAGUUCUUCAAGUAGUUCAGACAGUAGUAGUGAAUCUAGCUCAAGUUCAGAUAGUGAAAAUGGCAAGAAAAAGCAUGUGAGGAAGAAUUCCAAACUAACAGUUAAGAACACUAAAAAGAAAGUAUAGUCCAUUUUGUUCUGACCUGUCUUAUAGUGUUAAAAGUCUGUUUGUUACUGUUUAGUGGUUUAAGCAUAUUAAAUAUCAAUAUGUACAGAAAAAAUUGUAUUAUCAAAAAAUCAGGAAGCCUUUCACAGACCAUGAAGUGUUCAUAAUUUUUUUUCCAUUAAAACAAAGUGAUGGGGAUAAGUACCUUUAUAAACUUGAAACUAAACCAAAGGGGGUCCAAACACACCCUGAAUCUGCUCUUGUUAUUUGACACAUCUUUAAUUUUAUAUUUUUAAAGCACUGUAUAUAUUAAAGAUUUUAAACUAAGAUUUUCGUGGUUAAUCAACGUUUCUUAAAUAUAGUUUAAUGGCUGCAUACCACAAUAAUAUGUUUAUCAAUUGUGGUCCCAUUGUGACCAGGAUUUGUUGAUAUUUUGAGCCAGUUAGGGUCAAAAUAUCAACAAAUCCAAAAAUAUUAUCAUGAUAUGAACCUGUUGAAGUAAAUUUAAGAAAUACUGUAUUUAUAUAAAAAAAUUGAUAGUUAAAGGAAUUGUUUUUGACUAGGGCUUGUGUAUGUCUAAAAUGUUUUCAUUUAGUUGUACAAAUUUAAAAAAAAACCAACAAUGGUAUAAAGAAGAUAAAAGAAAACCAAGUCCAUUCAUAAAGUGCAAUAACUGAGGUUUAGAGCCACACAGACUUAAACAUAUGUGAAAUCAGCAAAAUGAGUUUACAUUGUCCUAUACAGUUUUAUGUAUAUAUCAUACAACUGGUUCUUUAUUAAGGAUUUACAUAUAAAUAAUAACAUAACUUUAGUUAAUAAAAGAUUAAUAGGUUGUCAUACUAUUAUUUAAAAUCUGAUAUUGAACCUAUUGCACUUAAAGGGCAAGAUUGUGAAGAGUUCAAGAGAUGUACAACCUCAUCUGACUUAUUUUAACUAAACCUUCAAUCAAGUUAAAUGAUUAGUGUACAACAAAAUGAACACCAGUUUAUUUUAAAUAAGUUAUUGCUGACUAAUGCUCUUAACGGCUAAAUUAAUUGAUUUGUCAUAGAUAUUCCAAACACAUCAUUACUGCAUAUCCCAAGUCACCAACUUGUAAAGAGCAGCUGGGAUAAGGGUGCAUACUCUUUAUAUAGGGUGUAUAGCAAUGGACAUGAAUGACAAAUGACAAUGAGUAAACUGUGACAUAGAUUUACAGCAUUAAACAUGUAGAUUUUUUUUUUUAUUAAAAGGCUUUGAAUACUAAGGAGCACUGGCAUUAUUAUUCAAAAUAGUGGCCAUGCAAAAAAAAAUAUGAAUCAAUUGAAAGAUUUCUUCUUCCUGUGAUUUAUAGCUUUUUUUAGUGCUAAACCAGCACAGUAUACUUUGACAGUGUUAACUAGCUUGGAAAAAAUUUUAAAGAUUUUAAAACUGACAGAUUUCUUACUGUAAGUCAAAUUCAAAUUCAAAUUCAUUUAUUUCAAGCAGGCCUAAUUUAUAAGCACUUUUGAAACGUCAAGUAUGUAUGUUUGUAGUGACUACCGAGUCAAAAAUCUAUCUAAGUUAUCAAAGUGACACAGGUAUAAUACUAUCAUUGAAUAAUUAAAGUAUUUUGUAUUUUAUUUCAGGUUAAUCAUGCAAGUUAGCUUUUAAGAUCUUUUUUCUCUGAACAAAGCAAGAUUUUAUGGUUGAUCUUAUAUUGAUAUGGACUUUGAUAUGGACCAGUAGCUAUAACUUUGGUAGCUUAUAAUUUUUAAUAUUUACCUAGCUUAUAUUUCAUAAAGUCGAAGCUUAAUAUUGUACUAUUUAUUGUAUGAUUAAUAAAUUCUAAUAAAUGGCCACUAUUUAAAAAAAAUUGUGGACGGUAGGUAAGCCAGGCCCUAUACUAAAAUUAUCAAAACUAUCUUUUCAAUGGUAUACUAAGUUAAUGAUAUCACAUUUUCACGAAACCCGUUUUAAGUAGAUAAUUAAUAAGUUCUUUGAUUAAGUAUUCAAAUCUUAUGGACAUUAGUUAAUUUAUUAAGUAACUGCACAGUAGUCAAUCAAUAUGUAUUGGAUUUUUGGAAAAGCGCAUUUCUUGAGUGGGGUGUUACAUGAAAAAUUAAUACAAAGAGGUAGCAAGUCAGCCGUUGGCAACAGUUUUUUCAUUUGUUGACAGCUUUUUGGAAUAGAGCUCGUUCGGUAUAUUAAUACAGACAUGCUUAUUUCUGCCGAAAAGCAGCAUUGCUACGUUCCGGUCUGAAGGGCGUUGUUUCUGGGGUAAUUAUAGACAAAUGAGUCUUAACAAGUACUACUCAGGUUGAUGGACACAGGGUGGCCCUUUUUAGGCCGUCCCUUGCAUGCACUGCAAACUGUUGCUCUGUUAACUGUUUGUAGGCGAUGGUUUUUCUACUUGCUACCAGUUGGGCACUUUGCUUGGUUCGUCAAUGAUUAUAUUAAAAAAUUCGACAAGUCUAUUCGAGUAUAGUGCUGUCUCUUUCACAAUAGUUACAGUGGUAAAGGAUAGCACUACAUUUAGAUCAGUCAAUUAUUGAGUUAAGUUUAGAGAUACGAUGUACAUCCUUGUAUUUUCUUAUAGGAUAUUUUUUUGUAUGCGGAGUAAGUUUCUUGAGUAUUUUUAUUUCAUAACUGUGUUUUACAUUCAUCAAUCCAAUAGUUUAGAUUCUGUUCCAUUUUUUAA